This is a messenger RNA of Daktulosphaira vitifoliae (grape phylloxera), 1192 nucleotides long. RefSeq lists its product as uncharacterized. The coding region runs from base 91 to 1005 and encodes 304 amino acids. Lineage: Eukaryota; Metazoa; Arthropoda; Insecta; Hemiptera; Phylloxeridae. The transcript has 3 exons. The record is from RefSeq and is a predicted model, not a curated record.
UACAUUCAUACAGAUUUUAAAAAUACAAAAGUUGUCUGUAGAAUUAAAAUAUCUAAAAAACGCUAUUCUAUAAAAUUAAAUAUCAUAGAAAUGAUAUGUUUAAAAUUUAUCUAUGUUUUAAUUUACUUAAUGCCAAUUUAUGUCAAGUAUUUUACGGAGGCUAAAAAAGCAACAAAACCAGCUAUCCUCAGACAUCUUUUUAAAAAUGAUGGAUGGAAAAAUUUAAAUGACGUAAGUGAAGUAAAAUUUUUAGGUAUUCGUUAUCGUUUAAAUGAUAUAACUGAAAAAGACACUAAUUCUUUAAAUGCUGACGGUCAAGUACGAGCUGCUACAAUAUUCCUUGCGGUUUCACAUGGCAUUGUUUUAAAAAAACUGUUCUAUAUUAUUGAUAAAUUUCGAGAAUAUUGUGAUAGCUUAAUAGAAAAUAAUAAAAUUGAUGAACAUGAUAAAAUCAAUUGUAUAAAUAAAUUAUUGAACACAAUACAAAAUAUAUUAUCAUUGGCAAAGAAAAUGGAAGGAGCAAUAGAUGCUAUAGAUGAAAUGCAUAUUAAUUCAUUGAAGUCUGCAAUAAAAUAUAAAGAAAAUUACAUUUUAAAAAAAAUGUUCAAUGAAUUGCAAAGUUUUGAUAAUAAAUUACAAAAAUUACAAUCAAAGAAGCUAUUAGCCAAAACUAUUUUACAGUUAAUACAAAUUUUUUUAUUUGCGAGAAUUAGAGAUAUAAUACACAGUAUACGCCUGCAUGCUAAGUUGAUAUUUGAAAAUCGAGAAUUAUUCAUAGACAGAAUAAUGAAAGAAUACAAGGAGAAUCCAUUGGAAGAUACUGGUGGACAUAAAUUAAUUAAUCAUCUUAUUACAAAAAUAAAUGAAAUUAUUGAAGAUACGGUUCAAAAAAAGAUUUUUGAGCUAGGUUUUAAGUAUAAUGUAAUAACCGGCGAAGUUUACAUAACGACAUCAUGCGAAGAUAUUAAAAACGAAAAAAUAAGAAAUUCUGGGAAAGUAAAAUAAAUUCUGCACCACCAAUACAGAUUAUUUAAAAGAAGGAUUAAAAAUGAUGGAAAAGACGUUAUUUGACCAGAUCUUGGUAGUUUUUAGAAAAUAAAGAAUCAUUAAUUACAUUUUUAAAUUAAUUAGAUAAAUAUAUUUAAAUAUUUUUUAUUAGAUACAAUUUUUAACCCUAAUUAAAUUGAUUUUC